UACUCGUGGAAGUGUCAAAUCAAGUUGCAACUAUAACUUUAAACAGACCAGAACGUGGUAAUGCCCUUACUUCUGAAAUGGUAACAGAAUUCCUUAACAUUUUUACCAAAAUUGAAGAUGAUACUUCAAUACGUAUUAUUGUAAUAACUGGAGCAGGAAAAUUUUUUUGUACGGGGCUAGAUUUACAAAUCUCAAGUACAAUACCUGAAGAACUUUCAAAUAUUUUUGAAAUAGGUUAUCGAUUUUAUAAAACUAUUAAAGAUUGUCCUAAACCCGUGAUCGCUAAGAUAAAUGGUCCGGCUUUAGGUGGUGGUCUAGGCUUGGUAUUUACAACAGACAUUAGAAUAACAUUAAAAGAUGCAUAUUUUUCAUUUCCGGAAGUAAAAAGAGGCGUUGUACCAGCUAUAAUUUCACGAUAUGUUGUUCCAGAAAUUGGUUUGUUUAAGGCAAAACAAUAUAUGUUGACAGGAGAAUUACAUGACAUCCAAGAUUGCUCAAAUUUACUUCCUCAUUUGCACUUUUGUCUACUAUAUCUGUGA
Racocetra persica is the source of this 539-nucleotide messenger RNA. NCBI's taxonomy places the organism in Eukaryota, Fungi, Glomeromycota, Glomeromycetes, Diversisporales, Gigasporaceae. The record is from the annotation of a GenBank genome assembly.